GUGUAAUUAUGCUUGCUUCGAUCAAAAUACAAUAAAGUUUGUGGAUGCUGCAACAUCAAGAAUGAUUUUAGUGGGCCUGCACGUGACUGAAAUGGACUUUAAUACGGCAUGGGCGAAUCGAGUCUAUUGUAGUGCCAAAGGACCAGUGUUUCCAGAGGAACCGGGAAAAGCUAAAAGUAAACAGCAAUCGAAUAAAAAAUCAGAGGUGUGUGAAAACCCAGUGUGUUCUGCAGACAGACAGUCAGAGUGUCCUGAGGAAUCAAGUGAAAAUGAAAGUAAAAAACGAACAGAUGCUGAAUCAGAAGUAUUUGAAAACAGAGACUACUUGACAGCUAGAGGACCAGUCUGUCCUAGCACAUCAGAUGAAAGCGAAGAAAAAACAUCUGCAGAAUCAAAGAUGUUUGAAAACAGAGACUAUUUGACAGUCAGAGGACCAGUCUGUCCUGACACAUCUGAUAAAAGUGAAGAAUCAAGUUAUGCAGAAUCAAAGGUAUUUGAAAACAGAGACUACUUCAGAGACUACUUGAUAGUUAAAGGUCCAGUCUGUCCUGAUGUAUCAGAUGAAACUGAAGACCAAACAAAGGCAGAGUCAAAGGUGUUUCAAAACAGAGACUACUUGAUAGUCAAAGGACCUGUCAGUCCAGACACAUGGGAUGAAAAUGAAGAGCAAAUGGAUUCAGAAUCAGAGGUAUUUGAAAACAGAGACUACUUCAGAGACUACUUGAUAGUUAAAGGUCCAGUCUGUCCUGACAUAUCAGAUGAAACUGAAGACCAAACAAAGGCAGAAUCAAAGAGAUUACAUGGACUGCUUGAUAGUCAGAGGGCCAGUCUGUCCAGACAUAUCAGAUGAAAGUGAAGAACAAACUAAUGCAGAAUCAGAGGUGUUUGAAAACAGAGACUACAGAGACUACUUGAUAGUCAGAGGGCCAGUCUCUCCUGAUUUACCAG
Molecule: messenger RNA, 948 nt
Organism: Schistocerca cancellata (South American locust)
Lineage: Eukaryota; Metazoa; Arthropoda; Insecta; Orthoptera; Acrididae
Exons: 10
Coding region: 62-850 (262 amino acids)
Source: RefSeq, a predicted model, not a curated record